GAGAUCAUUGAUCUGACGUGCGAGGACACAAGCACAGACCCAGUGCCACAGAGCAGCUUCGCCAUCAUCGACCUGACAGAGGACACAUGCAGCCCUCCCCAUGCCACCAGCUGGGAUGACCAGGACCCCGAGCAGGCACCUGCUACCCCAGCAGCACCCACAUCCCAUCCCCAGCUCUGCUCCACCACAACGCAAGAAACGGAGGCAGUGUCGGGGCCGAGCCCUGCAGCGCCCUGGCACGGUGCUCCCACAGGGCCCAGCGCCACCGUGGACACUGCAGAAAGCACCGAGAAGCAGAGCUGCUUCUCUCCUGCCUCCAGCUGCCACAGCUCCCGCAGCCGGGAGCAGAACUGCAGCACCACCACUUUUAACAGUGACUUGGGCUCCCUGGCCAGCACGCAGCUGGACUCAGACCUGCUGUCCCUGUCCCCGUCCAGCCUGGAGAGCAGCAGCAGCUGGAGAGUUGGUGGCUCAGAGGAAGAGACUCCCCAGCUCUGCCAGGAAAGGGAGCUUCCCCCGAGGCUGAACCCUGCCCCAGCCAUCCCCACAACCCCAGGGAAGGCCCGAGGGCCUCCGCUGGAAGCAGGUGACCUACUGCCACUUGAAACAAUCCAGCAAGUAACCCCAGCCAGGACCAAGGCUGACAGCAAGGCCUGGCUGAACAAACUGCACUGUUUCAGGAGAAGCGGAGUCCAGCACCUCUUCCUUCAAGGUGUAGCACCCAACGGGGAAACAGAGCAGCGGAAAUCUGAGCUCAUCCCCAGAGGGAGGCUGAGCAUGGUGCACACCACCAUGGAGGAGAACUUCCCGGAGGGCACCUUGCAUUUCCUGAGCGAGUUUGUCUCCUGCCAGCACUGUCCCCCCAAAGAAAUCAUCUCCCAUCUGAUCAAACAGAUCCUGUUGAACUGCCACCAAGGGGAGAUCCUGAAGGAUACCUACAUGCUGCUGAUGAAGAUCCAAAUGCUCCCUCCAGCCAAUGCCGCUACAGUGGGAUGGGACUGGACGCUGCUGAAAUACAUCAUGGAGGAUCAGGCUCAUACCAUCUCCACCUGCCCUCAGGAGAAGCCCCCUGGCCGGCUCCUCUUCCUGCAGUAUGUGGUGCAGACCCUGGAGGAUGACUUCCAGCAGAACCUGAGGUUGCACGCCCUGCAGAAGUCGAUUGCCAAGAAAGUGCUUUCGUGUGACACAUGCUUCAACAAUGUCAAGGAGGUGGUCGAAUGGUUGGUCGCAGCAGUUACAGGAGCUGGGUUCUCCCAGCCCCAGGAGCAGCCAAAAGAAACUACAUCCUCUUCAGCAGAAGCAAGGGACAAAUACAGCUCAUCUGCACCAUGUCUGGCCAGCACUGACCAGGCAGAGGUGGCUCCACCAGCUUGCUUUGCCCAGAAGGUGAUGCUCCUGCUCCAGCGAAUGUUGUCCAUCGCAGUGGAAGUGGACAAAUCUCCCAACUACAGCUCCUGUAAGAUCGCAGAUGUGAUAUUCCCAUUUAUACUGAAUAUUCCCCUGAGGAGCCAAAGGGAAGCUUUCUUAAACACCAUGGAGAGCCAGCUCCUGCGCUGCAAACUGCUAGAGCUGCUGUUCCAGCAUAGUUGCAAAGUGCCCACAACCUUGCCCUUGUCUCUGGCCAAGAUCCUGUACUUCCUGAGCCACUCCUCUAUGCUGCUGCAAUAUCAGGAUGAAACAGCAAUAUGGCAAAGAUGGGAUGAGAUGCUGCAGUACUUGAGUUUGCUGCUGAUGAGUUACCAAAACGUAAUACUAGACCACCUACGGAGCUCACUCAACAACCGGAUGGACUUGAUCAUUCAGAAAGCCAAGCCCAAGCUUCAGGACAGCGAUGACAUCAGCCAUCUGGACAUUCAGCUGAAGAUAGAGGACUUCAUCAGCCAAAUGCAGCAGGCCCUGGGGCAGCCUUUUCCCCUGCAGAUCACGGAGAAAUUGUGCAUGCUUCAGGAGUUGUUAUUCAUUGUCACUGCUACCUGA
Leptosomus discolor (cuckoo roller) is the source of this 1977-nucleotide messenger RNA. Lineage: Eukaryota; Metazoa; Chordata; Aves; Leptosomiformes; Leptosomidae. The record is from RefSeq and is a predicted model, not a curated record.